GGCCCGGCGCGCACGCUGCCAGGCUGUAUCGCCGCCCCGCCGCCGUCGGCACGGGAAGUGAGCGGCCAGGGCCCGCAGCGCCAGCGCGCCGGUGAGAGCGUCCCGCAGCCGUCCGCACCCGAAGCAUGGCGGCCGCCAAGGUGGCUUUAACCAAGAGAGCAGAUCCAGCUGAGCUUAGAACAAUAUUUUUGAAGUAUGCAAGCAUCGAAAAAAAUGGUGAAUUUUUCAUGUCUCCCAAUGACUUUGUCACUCGAUAUUUGAACAUUUUUGGAGAAAGCCAGCCUAACCCAAACACUGUGGAACUCUUAAGUGGUGUGGUAGAUCAGACCAAAGAUGGAUUAAUAUCCUUUCAAGAAUUUGUGGCAUUUGAAUCUGUCCUGUGUGCCCCAGAUGCUUUGUUCAUGGUGGCCUUCCAGCUGUUUGACAAAGCUGGCAAAGGGGAAGUCACUUUUGAGGACGUUAAGCAGGUUUUUGGACAGACCACAAUUCAUCAACAUAUUCCAUUUAACUGGGAUUCAGAAUUUGUGCAACUACACUUUGGGAAAGAAAGAAGGAGACAUCUGACAUAUGCGGAAUUCACCCAGUUUUUACUGGAAAUACAACUGGAGCAUGCAAAGCAAGCCUUUGUUCAAAGGGACAAUGCCAAGACCGGAAAAGUCACAGCCAUUGACUUCCGAGACAUCAUGGUCACCAUCCGCCCUCAUGUCUUGACACCUUUUGUAGAAGAAUGUCUAGUAGCUGCUGCUGGAGGUACCACGUCCCAUCAAGUUAGUUUCUCCUAUUUUAAUGGAUUUAAUUCACUCCUUAACAACAUGGAACUCAUUAGAAAGAUCUACAGCACUCUGGCUGGCAACAGGAAAGAUGUAGAGGUGACUAAGGAGGAGUUUGUUCUGGCAGCUCAGAAAUUUGGUCAGGUUACACCCAUGGAAGUUGACAUCUUGUUUCAGUUAGCAGAUUUAUAUGAGCCACGGGGACGUAUGACCUUAGCCGACAUUGAACGGAUUGCUCCUCUGGAAGAGGGAACUCUGCCCUUCAACUUGGCUGAGGCCCAGAGGCAGAAGAAGGCCUCAGUUGAUUCAUCUCGACCAAUUCUCCUACAAAUUGCAGAGUCAGCCUACAGGUUUGGUCUGGGUUCUAUUGCUGGAGCUGUCGGAGCCACAGCCGUGUAUCCUAUCGAUCUGGUAAAAACUCGAAUGCAGAACCAGCGAUCGACUGGCUCUUUCGUGGGAGAACUUAUGUAUAAAAACAGCUUUGACUGCUUUAAGAAAGUGCUACGCUAUGAAGGCUUCUUUGGACUGUAUAGAGGUCUGUUGCCACAGUUAUUGGGAGUCGCCCCAGAGAAGGCCAUAAAACUUACAGUGAAUGAUUUUGUGAGGGACAAAUUCAUGCGCAAAGAUGGCUCAGUCCCACUCGCAGCAGAAAUUCUUGCUGGAGGCUGUGCAGGAGGCUCCCAGGUGAUUUUCACAAAUCCUUUGGAAAUUGUCAAGAUCCGUUUGCAGGUGGCUGGAGAAAUCACCACUGGUCCCCGAGUCAGUGCUCUGUCUGUCGUAAGGGACCUGGGCUUCUUUGGGAUCUAUAAGGGUGCCAAAGCAUGCUUUCUGCGGGACAUUCCUUUCUCGGCCAUCUACUUCCCGUGCUAUGCUCAUAUGAAGGCCUCCCUUGCAAAUGAAGACGGGCAGAUCAGCCCCGGAAGCCUGCUCUUAGCGGGCGCCGUAGCCGGUAUGCCCGCGGCAUCUCUAGUGACCCCCGCUGAUGUUAUCAAGACGCGAUUACAGGUGGCCGCCCGGGCCGGCCAGACCACUUACAGCGGAGUGAUAGACUGCUUUAGGAAGAUCCUGCGGGAAGAAGGCCCAAAAGCUUUGUGGAAAGGAGCUGGCGCUCGGGUGUUUCGGUCCUCCCCUCAGUUUGGUGUAACUUUGCUGACCUAUGAAUUGCUACAGCAGUGGUUCUACAUUGAUUUUGGAGGAGUGAAACCCAUGGGAUCAGAACCAGUUCCAAAAUCCAGGAUCACACUGCCUGCUCCCAAUCCUGAUCACGUUGGGGGCUACAAACUGGCAGUUGCCACGUUCGCAGGGAUUGAAAACAAAUUUGGACUUUACCUACCUCUCUUCAAGCCAUCCGCAUCUACCUCACAAGUCAUUGGUGGAGGCCCAUAGGAGGACCGGCCCUGGGCUACUGCCGUGGCUUUGUUGUUACUGCCGUGGCUAAGAAUGCCCCGUCUCGGACUGAAGCAAUGCUUCAUUCCUUUCACUUCCAUCUCCUGUUUAAAUUCACGUCGAGGCUUUUUAUAAGGUGAAAUCAUUUAUUUUCUGUGUGUUUUCUUAACUAGAUCGUUGUGAAAUUUUUCAUAAUUCUUCUCUGGGCCUCUGUUCACAAGCCUUUGUUUGUACCUGACAUUCGCUGGGAUUUGCUCAGCACUAACCUGAUUUGCAGGAGGGAGCGAGUCUGAGUAGACACGAGAACCAUUCUCCUUGGAUGAGGAUUACAGCCCCGACGAGGCUGCUGAGAGGCAGUCAUGGUGCUCAGAGCAAAAGUGUUCCGUGUCUGCUUAACCUGGCAGGAAACUGGCUGCAUAUUUAUAAAAGUGAAAAACACUGGAAGAAAUGAGAACUUUAUCAGAAAUAGCCAGCCUGGCUUCAGAUUUUAAAUAUGCACUAAUUCUAUCUCUGGAUCAUAUUAUGAAGCUUUUAUGUGAAACAUGUUUUUUGUAAUGAAAACCACAUUGAAGAUGUUUAAUAAUCAUAUUCUGUUACUGGUCCUAAGACUACCAGGGAGACGUCUUUGUACUUUAGGGAAAGUACUCUUGGCACCGCACUCUACACGGAGAAACCAGGAGACGCAGCACCUCUCCUAAUUUGGGGUGACUGCUCAUAUGAAGCACAUGUGCUGAUUGCCGCCGAUUUCAAUAAACACUAGAAAAACGCAUGCUCCCCCAUUACUGGUACCUACCCUGGCCCCUCCCAGUCCCCCGUAAUUGGCAUCCAUUGGCUUUUAAAAUCCCAUUUUAUCUUGAAUCAUGGAAGACAAAUGCAUUGUAAUAUAAGUUUUUAUUUAAUUUGUGGUGCCUUGCACAAUAGUCAGAAGGCUCAUAUGUUUGUGAAGAAGGCAAUAAACUAUU
Messenger RNA from Hippopotamus amphibius kiboko, 3118 nucleotides. It is a transcript of the gene SLC25A13, whose product is annotated as solute carrier family 25 member 13. Bases 126 to 2156 code for a protein of 676 amino acids. NCBI's taxonomy places the organism in Eukaryota, Metazoa, Chordata, Mammalia, Artiodactyla, Hippopotamidae. Gene Ontology annotation, biological process: aspartate transmembrane transport; malate-aspartate shuttle; L-glutamate transmembrane transport. The record is from RefSeq and is a predicted model, not a curated record. The transcript has 18 exons. Gene Ontology annotation, molecular function: L-aspartate transmembrane transporter activity; calcium ion binding; L-glutamate transmembrane transporter activity.